Messenger RNA from Benincasa hispida (wax gourd), 2150 nucleotides. Its product is annotated as F-box protein SKIP19-like. Gene Ontology annotation, molecular function: protein binding. Lineage: Eukaryota; Viridiplantae; Streptophyta; Magnoliopsida; Cucurbitales; Cucurbitaceae. The record is from RefSeq and is a predicted model, not a curated record.
UCGUUACAUAUCAAUGUGAUGAACUAAAUUAUUGCGGUUUAACGGGCAAACCCUAAUAUACAUUAUCCUCGUUUCCAUUUCGAAACGUCCUCGAAUUCCUCCAAUUUUCUCAGAAAUUCAAUACGGUGUCCAUUCAAUUUGCUUGUUUCCUGGUCCAAUCGAUUACCAUCUCAUGGAGUCGAACUCCGUGAUUCAGUCGGAAGCGGAAGCGAGGAACUGGCUUGAUCUGCCUGCAGAAGUAAUGUCUAUGAUAUUACUGAAGCUUGGCGCCAUUGAAAUCCUCACCAGUGCUCAAAACGUCUGCUCUUCCUGGCGUAAGAUCUGCAAGGAUCCUCUCAUGUGGCGUGUCAUCGAUAUGCGCAAUUCGGGUAAUUUGUAUGAUAUGGAUCACGAUUUGGAGAUCAUGUGCAGGCACGCUGUCGACCGUAGUUGUGGCCAAUUGAUCGACAUCAACAUUGAGUACUUCGGCACUGAUGAGUUGCUCCAAUACAUCACUCAGAGUUCAAAUCAACUUAGAAGACUCCGGCUUGCAGAUUGCUAUGACAUCUCAGAUGAGGGAUUGACCGAAGCAAUUUCAAGACUUCCAUUGUUGGAGCAUCUUGAAAUCUUCAUCUAUUCAUUUGAUGUGGAAACUUUGAAAACUGUUGGACGGUGUUGCCCUCUUCUGAAAUGGCUGAAACUGAUUGAAGAACAGUAUUGGAGAGAAGAUAUGGUGACUAACAAGGAGGCUCUUGCUAUUGCUGAAACUAUGCCCAAGUUACGUCACCUUCAGAUAAUUGGUAAUGGCCUAACUAACAUGGGAUUGCAGGCCAUUCUUGAUGGCUGUCCUGAUUUAGAGUCUCUUGACUUGCGCCAAUGUUUCCAUUUAAAUUUGAACGGACAAUUGGGAAAAGAAUGUGCUGAAAGAUUCAAAGUUUUGCAUCUACCUCAUGAUCGUCUCACUAAUGGUCACGAGUGUACUAACAAAACUAUACAUUUUGGAGACCAUGAUUCUGAAGAUGAAGAUUCGAUUGAUUUCUCGGGCAUUGAUCACGAUUACUAUGAUUUCUUAGUAGACAGUGAUUUCUUAGAUUAUGACGACUCCACAAGAAUCAAUUACUCUGACUAUGAGGACUUCACAAAACUCGGUCUCUUUGACCAUGAUGAUGACUCCAUGGAAUAUUAUUAACAUUUGUCAAGUUAGAUUUAGAUGAAGUACAACUUGGAGGCUAUCUGCAAGCACAAUGUUGACCGUAGUCGUAACCAAUUGGUUGAAAACUUGAAAUCAACAUUGUGUACUUUGGCUUCGAUGAAUUGCUCCAAUACAUCAGUCAGAGUUCAAAUCGACUUAGAAGACUCCGGAUUGCAUUUUGCCAUGACAUUUCAGACAAGAGAUUGUCUGAAGCAGUUUCAAACCAUCCAUUGUUCAUUUUUUGUGGAAACUUUGAAAGCUGUUGGACAGUGUUGCCCUCUUCUGAAAUUGCUGAAACUGAACAAACAGUUCUCCGGAGGGAUGGUUUGUGACAAUGAGGCCCUUGCAAUUGCUGAAACUAUGCCUAAGUUGCAUCAUCUUCAAAUAUUGUGCAAUGACCUAACUAACACGGGCUUGCAGACCGUUCUUGAUGGCUGUCUUGAUUUAGAAUCUCUAGAUUUAUGCCAAUGUUUUAAUUUAGAUUUAUUGGCGGGAUAGUUGGGACAAAAAUGUGCUGAUAAGAUCAAAAUUUUGCAUCUAGCUCAUGAUCACGACGAUGGUUAUUCUAGUGAAAUUAGCUUUGUUAGUGAUCGUGAUCAUUAUGACGAUGGUACUGGCAACCACUUUGGUUUUCCAGGGUAUGUCAAUUACUCUGACUAUGAGGACUUCACAAAACUCGAUUUAUUUGACCAAUGAUGACUUCCCAGAAUAUUAUUAACAUUAGAUAGGUUAGAUUUAGGAGGUUAUGUUGGAAAGCCCUGUGUUUUUACCUCUUUCGAACUUCAAGACUAGUAUGAGAAGUUUCUCUUUUCAGAGUGAGUAACAACUCAACCUGCCCUUUUGUUUUUUGGGUUUGUCAUUUUGAUAUAUGAGUUACUUUUGGAAGACAAGUGUAGAAAUUUAACUAACCAUGUGUUGGAAUGUUCUUAUACUUGAACUAAUGGAUGUAUUUCCAUGUCAAAAGAUUGGCUUCAAAUUA